Messenger RNA from Neltuma alba, 1242 nucleotides. Its product is annotated as F-box protein CPR1-like. Bases 1 to 1242 code for a protein of 413 amino acids. The transcript has a single exon. Gene Ontology annotation, molecular function: protein binding. Lineage: Eukaryota; Viridiplantae; Streptophyta; Magnoliopsida; Fabales; Fabaceae. The record is from RefSeq and is a predicted model, not a curated record.
AUGGCGGCCGCUGUGAAGAUGCAGGAAACGAAAGCGCACACAGCCUUUAUUCCCAAGGAUAUCAUGGCCAACAUUUUCAAAAGGCUUCCGGUUAGAUCGUUAUAUCGGUUUCAAUGUGUGUGCAGAGAUUGGAAAGAUCUGAUAAAAUAUCUCAUCAAGACUCCACCUUUUGUCCAAGACCACUUCCACUAUUCCAACUGCCAAGACCCUGUCCUUCUCCUUGAGCAGUACCAUCCCAAAUUCUGUGGUAUUCGCCUCAGUGUGCUGGAUUGCGAUAUGCGAGUCGGUAAAGUUCAAAACUUACCUUCUAUUCAUUCUUUAUAUAAUUCUGAGGUGUUGGGUUCCAGCAAUGGCUUGGUCUGUGUCAAAACUGAGAAUGGUAUAAAUCCUCAUCCCAUUUUGAUAUGGAACCCCGCCACUAGAGACAUCAGAGAGGUGCGCACCAGAACUAUCAUUCAUUUUGACCUUAUUGACGGGUUAGGAUUUGAGUACUACAGAACUUACAUUGAACCUAAGCUUGUUGAUUAUUUUGGAUUUGGAUUCAGUCCUCUUGAUAGUGAUUACAAGAUUGUGAGAAUUAAUCUAUUUCAUCCUUCUACUAUUAAAGCCGUGGACUUGUAUUCGUUGAAUUGCGGGUCAUGGAAGCAAAUAGACUUUGGAAACCUAAAUGGCAUAAAGAUGAGUUCUGCAUAUAUCACUAUUAAUGGAGUUAUGUUUUGGGAUACUGCGUGGUGGGAUGAUAAUAAGGAUCUAGUACUUUCAAUUGACCUAUCAAAGGAAGUUUGUAAAUUGAUACGGAUGCCUUAUUUAGGCUAUGCUUCUCAUAGAAACCUUGUUGAGUAUGAGAACAAACUUGCUCUGGUUGCUCGCAAGGGUGGAUCUAAUUUGAUUCAUUUGUGGGUGUUGAAGAAGUACACGUGUCCAUCUGAGGAUAGCGAGGAGGAGAAGAGAUGGAAAUGGACUAAAAUAUAUACUAGUAGUCCUUGUCCAUGCCCUUACUUAAUUCCAAGGACUAUUUGGAGGAACGAGAUUGUCUUAGUGCCUGAUCAGAUUGAGAAUGAUGGUCAAACGACAAUAAUUUUAUAUCUCCUCAAUCUCACUACUAAUGAGUUUAAGAGGCAUGCCGUUAUAUCUUCCCCUCACAACUUUCAACAAAUAAGGAAAGGCACUAAAAGAGACGAUGUUGAAAUUGAUAUUUUUAAUUACAUCGAAAGCCUUGUAUUAGUCAAUCGGCAUCAUUAA